Molecule: messenger RNA, 9130 nt
Organism: Ahaetulla prasina
Lineage: Eukaryota; Metazoa; Chordata; Lepidosauria; Squamata; Colubridae
Gene: RAPH1
Product: Ras association (RalGDS/AF-6) and pleckstrin homology domains 1
Exons: 16
Coding region: 374-4198 (1274 amino acids)
Biological process (GO): signal transduction
Cellular component (GO): cytosol; plasma membrane
Source: RefSeq, a predicted model, not a curated record
GGAAGUGAGCGCUGACUGCGGGGAGAGGAAAAAUCCCGGCCGGCGGAGGGGCUCGCCGACGCUUGCGGUGGCUGCGGUCGCGCCGAGGGAGCGCGCGGCUGAGAGGCAUCUCGCGCGGGGAGGAACCUUCGUCUGGCUCCGCUUCCAGAGCGAGCGAGAGCAGCGCAGCCACAGCGGGAAGGGAAGCGAAGGAAAGGGAGGCAAGCAAGCAGCCUGCUCCGCCACUCAAGCCAGCGACCGCCGGUAGCAACAAGGGCGUUAGGAGAGAAGGAGAAGGAGGAGCGCCGCCGCCGCCGCCACCUGCAAAGGUUGUAAAUGUGAAAACUAGUCAUAACGUUUUCAUCACUGUGACUGUGAAUGGUCGCUGUAUAAGAUGGAGCAGCUCUCAGAUGAAGAACUUGAUCAUGGUGCAGAAGAAGAUAGUGAUAAAGAAGAUCAGGAUCUGGAUAAAAUGUUUGGGGCUUGGCUUGGAGAGUUGGAUAAACUCACACAGAGUUUGGAUACAGACAAGCCUAUGGAACCAGUUAAAAGAUCCCCUCUUCGCCAGGAUGCUAAUAUUGCCAACUUCUCUUACCGCUUUUCCAUGUACAACCUGAAUGAAGCCUUGAACCAAGGUGAGACUGUAGAUCUUGAUGCUCUUAUGGCAGAUCUUUGUUCCAUAGAGCAGGAGCUCAGUAGCAUUGGGUCACAGUCCGCCAACAGUGCAUCAAUGAAAUGUUUUCCCAUAGAAGGGAAAAUGACCCAGAAACCAUCAAGUGGUAGCCGACUUCCUUCCAAGCACGGUAGCAUGAAAGGAUUAUCUUCAUCUAGUCAAGUAACAAAGCCUUCACAUGCUAUCUUCUCUCUGGAUGACAUUACUGCGCAGUUAGAGAAAGCAUCUCUGAGUAUGGAUGAAGCAGCUCAGCAAUCUAUAAUUGAAGAUAGCAAGCCUGUAGUUGCUAUUCAACAUAGGAGGACAGCAUCAGCUGGUACUGUGAGUGAUGCUGAAGUCCGUUCUAUCAGUAAUUCGUCCCGAUCUAGUAUCACAUCUGCAGCAUCCAGUAUGGACUCCCUGGACAUUGACAAGAUGACAAGACCUCAAGAGUUGGAGUUGACCUCCCAUGGGCAGCCCAUCAGUGAGCACUCCUAUUUGGACAGGGAAACCUCCCUCCUUCUGAGAAACAUUGCAGGAAAGCCUUCUCAUUUGCUGACCAAGGAGGAACAGGCUGCUAAACUGAAGGCUGAAAAGAUCAGAGUUGCUUUAGAGAAGAUUAAAGAAGCACAAGUUAAAAAGCUUGUGAUAAGAGUCCACAUGUCUGAUGACAGCUCGAAGACAAUGAUGGUAGAUGAACGACAGACAGUAAGACAAGUGUUAGACAACUUGAUGGACAAGUCACAUUGUGGAUUUAGCUUAGAUUGGUCCUUAGUAGAAACAAUCUCUGAAUUACAAAUGGAGAGGAUUUUUGAAGACCAUGAAAAUUUAGUUGAAAACCUCCUGAACUGGACAAGAGAUAGUCAAAACAAGCUCAUGUUUGUUGAACGUAUAGAAAAAUAUGCCCUUUUUAAAAAUCCCCAAAAUUAUCUUCUUGGGAAAAGAGAAACCUCUGAAAUGGCAGACAGGAACAAGGAAGUACUACUGGAGGAGUGCUUUUGUGGAAGCUCAGUAACAGUGCCAGAAAUCGAGGGAGUCCUGUGGCUGAAAGAUGAUGGUAAAAAAUCUUGGAAGAAACGUUACUUUCUUCUGCGAGCUUCUGGAAUCUACUAUGUUCCAAAAGGAAAAGCAAAGGUCUCACGAGAUCUUGUGUGCUUUCUUCAAUUGGAUCAUGUUAAUGUUUACUAUGGACAAGAUUAUCGCAACAAGUACAAAGCUCCUACAGACUAUUGUCUGGUACUAAAGCAUCCCCAAAUUCAGAAGAAAUCUCAAUAUAUUAAGUAUUUAUGUUGUGAUGAUAUCAGAACCCUUCAUCAGUGGAUAAAUGGCAUCCGUAUUGCUAAGUAUGGGAAGCAAUUAUAUAUAAACUACCAAGAAGCUCUGAAAAGGACAGAAUCAGCAUAUGAUUGGACAUCCCUGUCCAGUUCCAGUAUUAAGUCUGGAUCUAGCUCAUCUAGUUUACCAGAAUCUCAGUCCAACCACUCAAAUCAAUCUGACAGUGGAGUUUCAGACACUCAAACAGGACACGUCCGUUCCCAAAGUAUUGUUAGCUCCAUCUUUUCAGAAGCUUGGAAGAGGGGAACUCAGUUGGAAGAGUCUAGCAAGAUUAACGCUCGAAUGGAUUCAAUAAACCGACCUUUCACUUCACUUGUAUCGCCUUUAUCUCCACAAACUAAAACAGCUACUCCAUAUUCAGCAUCACAACCAUCACCUCCCCUUCCACCUCCUCCCCCUCCCCCACCUCCACCCCCACCUCCUCCACCCCCACCUCCUCCCCCUCUUCCUGGUCAGUCUGUGCCAUCUGGAACCAGCUCAGCAACAGUGUUUGUGAAAUAUAGCACUAUAACAAGACUACAGAAUGCCUCUCAGCACGGUGGGCUUCUUUACAAAUCACCUAUCACAAUACAGCAGCCACCAUCCCCCCUCCCGCCUCCAGGAAAACCUCAGAUUUUAGUACCUCCAAAUGGUAUAAUCCCACCCCCUCCUCCUCCUCCUCCUCCCCCUACUCCAGGAUCAGCAAUGGCACAGCUCAUGAAACCUGUGCCUUCCCACCCAUCAGUACCACUAUUCACACCGCCACCGCCUCCUGCGCCCCCUCUCAAAAUUCAUCAAGUUCACCAGAACAUUGUUCAGUCUGCAACUUUGCCACCUCCACCACCUUCAGGGCCAGCACCUCCACCUCCACAAGCUCCUCCUAAGCCUACUAUGACUCUCCCUACACAAAACAGUGCAAAAUCUAUCUCGGCAGUCGUAACACAUCCAGUGCCGCCACUUCCUGUUCCUUCAGCAGUAAAGAAGCAGUCAAGUUUCACCACUCCACAAAUUCCAUUAUCUCCUGCUUCACUAGGUCCAUCUCCUCCACCUACUCUGCCCAAGCAGCAGAAUCACUCUAAUAAGCUUCCUCCCUCUCCACAGUCUCCUGUGCCAUCCGUUGUGAAGCAAAUAGCCAGCCAGUUUCCCCCUCCUCCUAUGCCAGCUUCAGAGCCCCAGCCUUUAAAACCUGCCCCUCUGAGUGUACCACCUCAGUCUCCUCCAGCUGUAAAAGCUAAGCCAAAAUGGCAGCCAACCUCUGCUCCGUCCCCUGAUUUUCCUCCUCCACCCCCUGAAAGUAGCCUAGCAUUUCCUCCUCCGCCUUCUCCUUCUUCUUCUCCAUUGAUAGUAUCCCCUACACCAGAUAAGUCAGGAGGUUCUCCAGUCAAAAAAGGUAGUAAGACUUCCAGUCCGGGAGGGAAAAAGCCACCUCCUACACCACAGCGCAAUUCCAGUAUAAAAUCAAACAGUUCAAUUGAAUCCAGUGAACUUAAGAGACCUUCAGUGGAUGUCUUAGUUAGCAAAUUUGCACAUCCCCCAGAGCCCUCCGGAUCUCCUGGCAAGGAAUCCCCAACUCCACCUGCAGCUCCUCCAAAGCCAGGAAAGCUCUGCCUGCCUAUCGUUCUUCAGCAGGCAGGUAUUUCAACAAAAUCACCUGCCACAGGAGCACUAGGCAAGGGUGCUGCCGAGGAAUUUCCUUCUCCUCCAUCAGAUUCAGACUUUCCCCCUCCACCACCUGAAAUCGAUCUUCCUUUACCUCCCGUAGAAAUUCCUGCUGUCUUUUCAGGCAAUACCUCGCCAAAGGUUGCUGUCGUCAAUCCCCAACCUCAGCCUUGGUCUAAGUCAUCUGGGAAGAAAGCUCCCCCUCCAACACGUCCCAAACGCAAUGACAGCACUCGUCUCACGCAAGCAGAAAUGGUGGAGUCGCAGGUUGUUGUCAGUGCACAAGUGCCCACCUCGCCCAAGUCCGGCCUUAGCGUUCAGCCUGGUUUUCUGGCUGAUUUGAAUAGGACUCUGCAGCGUAAGUCCAUCACUCGACAUAGCUCCCUCUCCUCUGCCCGGAUAUCCAGAGCUGAGCCAACCGCUACAAUGGAUGACAUGGCCUUGCCCCCGCCCCCUCCAGAACUUCUGACAGACAAGCAGAAGACCAGCAACUUUGGGGGUAGUCAUAUAUUAGGCUACGCAACCUUAAGGAGGGGCCCACCUCCAGCACCUCCAAAGAGGGAUCAAAACACCAAACUGUCUAGGGACUGGUGAUGUUUAGGAGACCCCUCUUUGCAUUGCCAGCAAACCCUAACCGGGACACAUCUGGUACUGAGACGCCUCAUCUUAAUAGCUGUGAACUGAAGUCUGUUUUAACAGUAGCUGUGGGUAGUGACUACAUUCACUUCCAGAAACGGUCCCUGAAGCUUUGCUUAUUUGUGUUCUGUGUAUUGGGGUGAAGGAUGGGAUGAGUACUACUUCAAAGUUCAAAUACUACAUAAGGAUUGGACCAAAAUCUUUAACACUAUUUUUCCUGCUGUUCAGGAAAUAACUGUUGUCUGUCAAUGUGGGACAUGUGGGUGCAUGUAUUAUAAAUGUAGGUAUAUAAUAUAUUGUGAAAUAUUUUGUUGGAAUUGUAGAGACUCACCAGAAUGUUUUUGUACAUCUGUAUUUAUUGUUUCAGUCAACUGAGGUUUUUAUCAGAAAUUGGAUGAUGUAUUAGAAAAGUCAUUUGCUUUUGAAAACAAAAUUGUUGGGGCACCUUAGAUCAUUGGAAACCUCUUUGGGCAGUUGGUGACGGGUAUGCAGGGCUGACAAAUUCUGUCAGUCUCUGCGCAGAAUCAAUUGAUUGAAAAAUUUGGACACAGUCUACCAAAACAUUCUGGUUGUAAUACUACUGAAUAGAAAUCCAUAUAGAGAAAAAGAAAAAUGCUGUACAGUGGGGCUGCAGUUUAAGAUGUUGGGUAAUAAAGGCAUUCUGUUCAAGAAUUCUUUAAGGGGGAAAAGCCCCUUAAAAUAAAUCAGAACUUUCUCCCAAAUAAACACUGGUAAGGAUUGGGCUUAAACUUAAUGUUCUAGUCACACGUUCUAAAGAGGAAUGCAUAAGGAAUUGAACAUAUCAGAAUGUUGUGCUUUGGAAACCGGAUCAUCAUUCCCCAAACCCUCAAUGGGAUUAUUUGGACUGGUGAUGCUCGAUUUAAAUUAACAUUUAUUUCACUGUCACAUACAUGUCUGUUUUGGUUAAGUGAAAAUGGUGUACCAGAAGGCACUCGAGAUAUGUUGCUGUCAUGUCUGAUCACCAUUUCUCUUUAACUGGUGCUGCUCAUCAAAUUGCCUGUGUACAAGUUUACAUAUAGCGGGUGCAUCUCUCUCUCUCUCUCUCUCUCCCUCCCUCCCUCCCUCCCCCUCUCUCUCUCUUUCUCUUUUCUCUCUCUCUUUUCUCUCUCUCUCUCUCCCUCUAUCUAUCGCCCCCUCUCCUUCCCUCUUUCUCCCUCUCUCUUUUUCUUCAGAAUAAAACUUAAUCAGAUAUUCAAAUAUUACAAACUCUUAAAAGGAAAAUUCUUUAUGAACAUUCAAAACCAGUAAAUAGUGAGGAUGCUAUAGCUUGCCUUAAAAGAACAUGGCAGAUGAACACCAUGGGGUAACACAGCUUAAAUCAAAAGUAUCAGAGGAAGCAACUAUCAAAUUGUGUUGAAAUGACAGGAGUGAUGUGCAUUUUGGUAUAAAAACUAAAUAAGAGAAGCAUUGGUUUCAACUAUUUCACAAUUUAUGGCCGUUGAAAUAGCUCUUCUUCCACUAAGGUUUGUGGGUAAGCCAAAUGUUAAUUACAGAACCACUGUUUUAACCAGAAAUAGCCUAGGAUGUAUAAAACAACUUAAAAUAACUACUGUACAUGUGCUGUGCAAUACAGGGGAUUGUAAAAAUGUGUUUUUAAAUUGGCAGUCGUAACUGAUAGUUCAUGAAGACAUCACUGGUUUAAAAGAAGAUCCAGAGUUACUAGUUUGGAUUAGUGUUUGAAUCUUCGAAGGUUAGCACAGUCUCAUCCACAUGUGGAUGUAGUAACCAGAAGUUACUUCUGAAGAUUAGACAUUUAAAAUUACUAAAACACACACGCCUGGACUUCUGUUAGAAUUAUUACAAAAUUCAUUAGAGAGUAUUUGUUCUAGAAAGAAGUAAGGAAAUGUGACAUUUUUUUCCUUUGUAGAACUUAAAAAUAACUCUUCACAACAGAAAAGUGGUGCUAUGUCAUUGGAUGCUGAAAUCAUAGUAGAUGAUUUGCUCUGCCCUAGAUGUAUCCUGGGCAUAUUUUUCCUAUUUGACAAUAUUUUAUUGAGCAAUAAUAAUAUACCAUUUUGUGCAUUUUUAAAGUACUGCUAUUAGAAGGCACUUUUUUUUUGUAUCUUUCAAAGUGUUUGGGAUUACAAAGUGUCCUUAGCUAUUAACCACAUUUGCAUUAGUGUACUUUAAUACAUAUUUGGCUUAUGUCUUAUGGUAUGGUCUUUAUUUUUUAAUUUUACUUUGAGAAUACAUUGGUGCUCUGCCUUUUUAUUCCUGUUGGUUGCUGCUGCUGCUGCUUGUUGGCUCUGGGAGAGGAGGUCUCAUUUUGUGAAUAUGAAACUGAGGGUUUCUGUGGGGCAGAGUUUGUUCACCUCGUUCCUUUGGAGACAGGCAGUGUUGAAGUACUGCCUGAAUUCACUAAUUGUAACAAAAUAUUGUCUUAUGCAAAAAAUAAGCAAUACCUAUGACCAAAAACAAUUGUAUUAGUUAAAUAUCUGAGGCCAUCAAAUUAAAUUAUGUGCUCCAAGGAAGGUUUUUGAUAGAGAAUUUAACCUGGGCAGCAGCAGCAGGAAGAGCACAGGAAUGCCUUUUCCCAGACUUUUGGUCUUUUAAAAAGAAUAUUAAAAUAGAACUUUCUUUCCUGGUUGCUCCCAUUUCGCAGGUGUAAGUUUCUACACUUUAUUUCUCUAAGGAGGUAUGUAUCUAUUACUAACAUAAUGAAGUCUCAUUACCUACUUUCUUUGCCCCUUUUGGUUAACUUCCUCUGGCUUUAGUACAUCACUGCUUCUGCCCUUGCAGCUCUUCCUUUUUCAACCCUUCUCAAGGGCCUUUGGUUAAGUAUCUGAGAAGUGAUGAAGUAUCACAGAGCAGUAUCAAUUUGAUUGGCUUUGAACCAAAUAGGUAGGCUGCAUUUUCCAUUAAAAUCAUUGCCCUGAGCCUAAUAUAUCUGUAAUUCCUUUCCAAAGGCCUGAGUUUUGUAUCAGAUUGUUCAAGCAUUCAUAUUUUCUUUUUGAAUUAGGAUUUUAAAUACAUUUAAUGUCUUUAGCUCAAGGCUAGUUUUCUUCAAACUUUUCCCCAAAAGGCUCUAAACUGGGAGUUUAUGGUAUAUCAACUUUGAAACUGAGAAAUCAAAAAGCGCAAAUAUAUUUAACUCCAGAGAUGGUUAAAUACCUAAAUAUCAUGAAGAGGGAAUGUCUGAAUUAUGGCUCAAUUUAGCUUUUGAUGAAUAAACAUCUCAUUUCCACUGGCAUUUAUUUUUUGGGUUCAUACAUUGAUCAGUAAAAUAUAAAUUUGAACAGCUUUUUAGCCUUAAAUACUUAAUUCUUAAAAGAUAUAAAUUGGGUUUUAGAUUUUAAAAAAAACAGGGUUAGAACCAAAAGCAAAUUUCUUCUUAGAAUUAUUCUUCUUAGAAUUAUUCUGGAAGGAGGUAUGUCUAAAAUACAUUGUUAACAAUAGGAUGAAAUGAUUCUUCACAAUAUUUUUAAGUGACUUCUAUAUGCCCUCUAAACCUAUUAAUAAAUUAUUCUUUUGAAUAAUUCUUGAAAAUAUAUAAAAGCUAAAAAUAUUUUUAAAAUAUGAUAAAACUGUAUCUUUAUUGAGAGGAAUGUGUUAAGACCAAAGGGAAUUUCCAUCAAUCUCUAUGGCUGCCCACAGUUGGGCUGAGGUCCCUGGGCAGGAAAAUGGUGCAUCACAAUUAUCUCUCUCCUACUAUUAACUAUUUCUGUGUCUGCUGCAUAUGUUAUACAUGUAUACCUCUAACCUUACAUGAAUGGAUGGUUGGUCCUGAUACAUUACAGCUGAACAUCUAAAACUAUAGUGCUCAUUUUGUUAAAGCAUAAAAUGCUUGCCAUUUGUGGUUAUGAAACUUAUUAGAUAGCAAACUAUUUCAAUCAUAUCAGUAAUCUAGUCUUACGUGAUGUACAAAAUGUUAUUUGGUAUCUGCUGCUUCAGUGUAGGGUUCAGUUAAAAUUUGGUUCCUGGCUUUCCUUCAACUAAUUAUACUGUAUUCUUCCCUAGUUCAUACAUUUGAAGCUUACAGAAGCUUCCACAAAUGUAACAGGAAGCAGCAUCUGGCUCAUGUAGUACUUUCUUGCAUUGUUACCACUGCCUGGUGGAAAUUAGAAUAUGUAGAUUGGAGAGUUAAGAGAAUUUCUGUAUGGUAUUCAAUGCCCUCAGCAGUGAAUAGGAUAGCCCCGCAAAAUUGGGGGAGACCUUGUCUACCAAAGAAAAAUAGGAUAGUCUGCGAUCUCUCCAGGACUGCUUACACCUUCAUGAACGCAGGCCAUAGUACAAAUGUUUUGGAAAACAAGGUUUCUGAUCCAAAUGGGUAUUGCCUUUAUUUUAAUGUGGGUGUAUCAUUCUAAGGUACCUAUUUGUGACUCUGCUGCAACAUACUUUCUUCCCCCCCACUCCCGCCCAAUCUUUGUAUUUUGUCACCAGAAAAUGGGUUAGGUCAAUACUUGUCUGCUUAUCCCUGCUUUUCCUAUUUUGUAAUUGUAAAUUUUAGGAUUGUAAAUUGUGGGAAAGAACAUUUGAUUUGUUUUGCAGCCAUUGGACGGAGUCAGUGGUGGUGAUUCUUGUAUCUGAUUAUGCACAUGUAAACCACCAAUGUUAAAUCAAUGAUUUUGUCUGUGUAGCCAAUGUGUGCUAUGUGCUGUAAAUAUAUUCAUAUGUUUACCGCUUUACAGGAAAAAAUUGCACAUUCUUUCUGAAUGAGACUGCCUCCCCAUAUCCUUUUAAGAAUGAAAGCUCAUUGCAAGUAAGAACUUAUGGUUGAGAAGAGCUCUUUCUAUAUAAAUACUCUAUAAAUAUGUAUAAAUAUACUUUUUUAAAGCAUGGGUAAAGAAAUAAAAAUGCAUUCAUGGAAAGUACUAAGAAAUCAUUAUACAAUGGAAUAUGCACAAGUCAAUAAAGAUAUACUUAAAUUUG